Molecule: messenger RNA, 14711 nt
Organism: Coregonus sp. 'balchen'
Lineage: Eukaryota; Metazoa; Chordata; Actinopteri; Salmoniformes; Salmonidae
Source: the annotation of a GenBank genome assembly
AUGCCUAGUCUGCGACAGUCGUACACGGUGACUGUGCCCGAGGAGUCGCCUGCUACCGCUUUCCCCUUCCUAAAGACGGACCUGCGCAGGAAGAGUCCUCCAAUGUCGCGGUCAAUGUUGAUGUCCACAUUUGUGGGUCUGCUUAUCAAUCAAGCCAAGGUGAGUGCGCCUUUUCGGUCUGCAAGCAAAGGCAUAUUCAGGUAGUCCAUGCACAACAGAUGUGGAGUGCCAUUAUGCCAUACCGUAAAUUGUGACUGAGAGCGAUCACAUUGUCAGACGAUUUUUUCAAUUAGGGGCAUACAUGAUAUUGACAAUAACAUGGAUAGAUUUGUUUCAGUUACAGGAGACAUUCCCACCAAAAUAAAUAAGCCCAGUAAAGGAUCAUGUUGGCAGCUAAACGUACUUACAUAAUAAUGCCACUUAUACUCUGUGAGCAACAGAUUAAAUGUGUUAUGAAAUUGCUUUUAGAGAUUGAGCCCUUUACACUGUUCAUUCCAUGUUGGAACUUGGAAUCUUGUCGGGUGCGUGGCUUUAAUAGUUAUUAAUUUGCAAAAGUAAAGUAAAGUAAUUUAAGUGAAUCACCUGUAGGUUGAAUAGGCAGUCCUACAUCCUCUCCAAGAAGUGAGAAGUUAUUUCGACACCCGUGAUAAUAGAAUAGAAUUACGAUAUGUGUGGUGGAAUGAUAAAAAUAAAAAUAAAAACGCAGGCCAAUUUAGACUCAGGUCAUUUAUGUUGUAGCUUUGUUUACACAUGUGGAUCCUAAUAGGGUAUGACAGUAUAGGAAUCGUUUCAAUCCAAUAGGAAAUGUUUCACAUUGUGUUCAAGGCGCGGAGCGCUCGAGCCAGCUGCCUGCCUGUCACCCUACUCGUACUGUCACCUCGCGCAGCUGAUUUGGUUACGUAAUCCGGCCAGUGCGUGCACUGCUGGCCAUAAUGCACAUAAUUUAGGCCUACCUCCUUCCGUUCCAGCUAUUAUUUAUGUCCCUGAAUAUAGCCUACGCUUUACAAUACAGAAUAUUUGUGAGGAUACAGAUUCAUAUGUACCUUUACCUUCAAUGUGACAUGCAGACUAUAGUCUACUGAAGAGAGAAUAAUUAGGCCUAAAGAAAAAACAUAACCUGAUGUGGCACUGGCUAUGUAAACAACACUGCACAAGACUUCAAAAUCGUUCUUGAAAUAUAUAUGUUUUAAUAUAUCUAGGCCUAAAUGUAUUAUAAAUGUAAAGGCCUGUAUAAUAUGCCACAACAUAGGCAUGCAGGAGAGCAACAUCAGGGGACUGUAUUUAUCAAGCGUUUGAGAGUAAAAUUGCUGAUUUAGGAUCAGCUUUGACUUUAAGAUCAUAAAGAAUAAGAUUACAUGGACCUGAUCCUAGAUCUACUCUGAGACGUUUUAAGAAUAUGGGUCCAGGAAUCCUUACAUGAACCCUGAGGAAAUGACAGGAUUACCCCUAGUGGACAAACAAAGGCUCACAUUGCCCUAUAGCAGCCUGUCUAGCAUUCCUUCUAUUAGGCAAGUUCUCAACACACAACCUCACAAUGAAACACCAAACAAACCACCAUUCAUAAUCAUUGCCCUCAGUGACGGCUAGCCCUUGAAAGUAUACACUUGAUAAAGAGCAGUGUUUUACAUCACUGUGUUCCCUGAUUGAUAGAGGAAAUCCCUAUCAGCACUUGUGAACGAAGAUAACCUGAUUUGUCGAUUGUUGCAUAACCGCAACACACAUUAAGAACACUGUUAGCACUAUUUGCCCUGUGUCACACUAACAAUUAGGGAGUGAAGUUGUGUAAUGACGUUGAGCAAACACCAAGAUAAGGAAUGUCAGCCUAUGUCUCCAGGAAAGUGUCACCUUAUCUGAUGUACAGUACGCUGUGAGUGAUAGGGCACAUGGGUUCUCAGAAUGGGCUGAGGGCCUAAAUAUAUGGAUGUCCUUUACGGGGAGAGCAGAAUGUUCCUCAGUCAGGACUGUCACCGAUAACCAUUGAAUAACCGUAACACAACAUUAUCACCGCUUCAACAACAUUAUCAAUGGUUGUAAUACAUUAGCAGUGCUUUAUCCACCACUGUUUUGGGCUCAUUGGUAUGCGCUGUACAGUCAGCCUACAGUGUGUCUGCUGGGUGGUGCUACAGUAUGAAGCGAGGUGUGUUUGUGGGUGUGUCCCAGUCACAAGUUGUUUGGCUGUAACCAGUCCCGCACAGUAAGGCUGGAACACAAUGUUCUCCCCACUCUCACACUUUCAACCUGUGCCAACCAAUGGAAUGACUUCCUCCUCAGAACAGACGGGCCGUCAGCCAAUCAGGGCCCUUAUUGUUGGACCCCCCCUCCAUGUCCCGAGUGAGCCACAUGCCGACAGAGCCCAUUCUCCACAGGCCUCUCCUCAGUAAUCACUGUACUAGUGUCCCAGUGUCCUGGCUCCAGUGCUAUUUCUACCCAGGUUGUGAGGAACUGGCCUGUGCAUGCGGCUCAAGCCAUAUGCCCCGUCUCAGCGCUAACAAUGCAGUGUGUACCCAGACACACCCUCUGAUUGGCCAUGUGCAGCAGCACAGUCUCUACUCAGUACUCACACUCCAACUCAAUGAGAGUUUGACCUCUAGAGACAAUGCCUACACUGCGCUGCCAGUGGAAAGUGAACUAUGAGAAGUAUGAGGCAUUUGGUACCUGUCUGGAUGUGAGAAGUGGCAUUGUGGUGCUACGUACGGUGCAGUAUGUGGAGUGGUUUGGGCUGGGACAGGGGAUAGUCACUGACUCAUGCAUUCACAGUGUGCGUGUCUAUGGCGUGUGUGCACGUUUGUUUUAGGCCUGUGUGUGCCUGACUAUUUGUGUGUGCUUGCUUGACUACCUCUGUGUGUGUGCAACUGGUUUCAGGCCUGUGUGUGCUUGACUAUUGUAUGUGUGUUUGUACCUGCAUGUACGUGUGAUACCACCCCAGUCCUGUCAGCUGUGGCGUCAGGCGGGUGCUGCCGUAUACCAGUUUAGGUGUUUCAUUCGUCAGCAGAUGUACCGAUACGUAGCUUCACUCCCAAAUGUUACACUUUCACCAAACACCCCACCUUAAUCUGGACUAGCCUACAUAGAACACUAGAUGAAUGUGUAAUAUUAAUAUGUAACUUCCAAGAAUUUCCGAUCCUCAGAAAUGUCCCUGUACAGCAACGUGUAUUAUAGGGACACUGUAUAGAGUAGGUUACAUGUAGCAGUAAGCUUGGGAAAGCAGUAUUAUCCAUUAAACCUGCUUAACCCAGAACUGGUUUAACCCAGUAUUCAGGAAAGACAACAUUAACACAUUAUCCCUUUAACUGGCACACCAAGAAAAAAAAUAGCAGAAACAAUGUUUUGCCAAAUAUGUGUAUUUAGCCUCAAUAUUGGCCAUAAAUGAAUAAUAUAUGUUCGCGUGACUUAAACUUUGAUAUAUAAUACGUCGGAAACAUCUUAACCAGCCUGUUGAGUAGCCUAAUUAGAGUAAACUAAUUUUGUAUUAGAAUUUGCGUAGACUUUUUAAAUAAUAAAAAAAAUGAUACAUUAAUUUACUUUAUGACUGCUUCAUUUACUUAAAAUGGAAGAUAUGCCUAGUUAAAUGAGGACUGAUAUAAAAUAUUAAGAAAAUAUAAUACAUUUGUGUGUCAAAAUGAUAAUGUUUUAGAGGUCAACAACAUUUUACAACCUUUUAAUUUCCCAUUUUAUACACAAUUAGUAAAACAAAUUGUGGUAAAUGAGGUUUGGGUUUGCUCACAUUCACUUCCUGGUUUUCAACCAUCUUUGAAUGGGUGUUUAAAAAAAAUAUGUGACUCUGAUAAUGAAAACCACAUGAUCAUUUUACUAAAUGGCAUUUGUUGAGAUGAUAAAAUAUGACAAACAAUACCGUAGUAUUACCAUAGUAUUGCUAUUAGUAUCUGUCCUGAACAACAAUAGCAAUAUGGAAGAGAUCAGGAUAUAAUUUAUCUUUGCCCUGGUGCUAAUGCAGGCUUGAUAAGUCAGGUUUUGUUGUUUCAGUUCUUAUGCUACAGAUGGUGGUUAUUUGUGUUUUGGUCAUGACAAGCAGCGUCCCUCACCCAACGUCUCACAACGUCACAAAGCCCACCACUCAUGACGUAGCUACCACAUGUAGUGUACAGUCGUGGUCAAAAGUUUUGAGAAUGACACAAAUAUAAAUUUUCACCAAGUCUGCUGCCUCGGUUUUUAUGAUGUCAAUUUGCAUAUACGCCAGAAUGUUAUGAAGAGUGAUCAGAUGAAUUGCAAUUAAUUCCAAAGUCCCUCUUUGCCAUGAAAAUUAACUUAAUCCCCAAAAAAACAUUUCCACUGCAUUUCAGCCCUGCCACAAAAGGACCAGCUGACAUCAUGUCAGUGAUUCUCUCGUUAACACAGGUGAGAGUGUUGACGAGGACAAGGCUGGAGAUCACUCUGUCAUGCUGAUUGAGUUAGAAUAACAGACUGGAAGCUUUAAAAGGAGGGUGGUGCUUGAAAUCAUUGUUCUUCCUCUGUUAACCAUGGUUACCUGCAAGGAAACACGUGCCAUCAUCAUUGCUUUGCACAAAAAGGGCUUCACAGGCAAGGAUAUUGCUGCUAGUAAGAUUGCACCUAAAUCAACCAUUUAUCGGAUCAUCAAGAACUUCAUGGAGAGAGGUUCAAUUGUUGUGAAGAAGGCUUCAGGACGCCCAAGAAAGUCCAGCAAGCGCCAGGACCGUCUAAAGUUGAUUCAGCUGCGGGAUCGGGGCACCACCAGUGCAGAGCUUGCUCAGGAAUGGCAGCAGGCAGGUGUGAGUGCAUCUGCACGCACAGUGAGGCAAAGACUUUUGGAGGAUGGCCUGGUGUCAAGAAGGGCAGCGAGGAAGCCACUUCUCUCCAGGAAAAACAUCAGGGACAGACUGAUAUUCUGCAAAAGGUACAGGGAUUGGACUGCUGAGGACUGGGGUAAAGUCAUUUUCUUUGUUUGGGGCAUCCGGAAAAAAGCUUGUCUGGAGAAGACAAGGUGAGCGCUACCAUCAGUCCUGUGUCAUGCCAACAGUAAAGCAUCCUGAGACCAUUCAUGUGUGGGGUUGCUUCUCAGCCAAGGGAGUGGGCUCACUCACAAUUUUGCCUAAGAACACAGCCAUGAUUAAAGAAUGGUACCAACACAUCCUCCGAGAGCAAUUUCUCCCAACCAUCCAAAAACAGUUUGGUGACGACAAAUGCCUUUUCCAGCAUGAUGGAGCACCUUGCCAUAAGGCAAAAGUGAUAACCAAGUGGCUCGGGGAACAAAACAUCGAAAUUUUGGGUCCAUGGCCAGGAAACUCACCAGACCUUAAUCCCAUUGAGAACUUGUGGUCAAUCCUCAAGAGGCGGGUGGACAAACAAAAACCCACAAAUUCUGACAAACUCCAAGCAUUGAUUAUGCAAGAAUGGGCUGCCAUCAGUCAGGAUGUGGCCCAGAACUGCAUGCCAGGGCGGAUUGCAGAGGUCUUGAAAAAGAAGGGUCAACACUGCAAAUAUUGACUCUGCAUAAACUUAAUGUAAUUGUCAAUAAAAGCCUUUGACACUUAUGGAAUGCUUGUAAUUAUACUUCAGUAUACCAUAGUAACAUCUGACAAAAAUAUCUAAAAACACUGAAACAGCAAACUUUGUGAAGACCAAUACUUGUGUCAUUCUCAAAACUUUUGACCACGACUGUACUCUGACCUUAAGGCAAUGAUACACACUGACCUUCAAAAACCCUUCAGACAAGGUCACACCACUCCAGUGAACAUCCAACCAUAGCCGCAGGAAGUAGGGGUGCUGAGGGUGCUGCUGCAGCACCCCCUGAAAAAUCAGAAUAAAUACAAAAUAUAGCAGUAACUUUUUUGUUUGUUGUUAAAUUGUAUUUUUUCUCAAAAGUAGUGCACUGGUCCUUUACCAGUCCUGUAUUAGCGGACAGAUAUAGCCGUCUGUAGCGCGGGCAAAACAAUGGUAUGUGUUUGGUCCUGUGUCCCUUUAGGUUGUCAUGUGUCAGGGUGUGACUGAGUGAAGAGGGGUUUCUGCUGUGCUCUAACCUGUGUCUCCCUGUCUUUGUCUCAACAGAACUCCAAGAGUCCUCAAGGCCUGGUGGGACUGAGAAACCUCGGCAACACAGUGAGUAAACCAUUACCUCCGCCACUAACACACAAGUCUGUUUUUACACUGUGCUUAUAUCUGGUCUGGUUUGUAGCAGAUCUGAUGUCCACUCUUUGGAAUAUCUAUCCCUGUCACUGAAAAGUGUGUACUUCUUGUCUAAUAAAUCUUCCCUCCUUUUUCUCUCUCUCUAUCCCCCUUCUCUCUCCCUCUAUUUUCUGGUGUAGUGUUUCAUGAACUCGAUCCUGCAGUGUCUGAGCAACACUCCUGACCUGAGGGACUACUGUCUGAGGAACACACACCGCACCGACCUCAACAACAACUGCAGAGCCAAGGCUGCUCUCAUGGAGGGUAAGACACACUACUGUCCAACUGGUUGCACUUGACUUAAGCCUGCAGGUAUAAUGCAUUAUUAGAAUGACAUUAGAAGGGUGUUACCAGCUGACGAAUUCUGGAAAAUUUGACAGUGAGCCAGUGCAGACUAUUUGGUUAAAAAAAAAGAAAGGACAAAAUUGUGUAAAAAAGCACUGAUCAUGUUUGUUAUGCAACAUAAUAAUCAUCCUAAGAAUAUUUAUAGAAUCACCUGAGGGUCACUAUAAUACUGACCUCUAAUUUGUAACGUAACCUGUAUGCUUAAGACUUAUACAAAUUGUGUCUUAAGUUGAUUUGAAACAUAUAGCAGCUAUUCUGUGCAUGUAUACAAAAACACACACACACACGCCACACUGAUCCUCAGACAGGGUUUGGAGAUGGUUAACAUUUGAACAGUAACAGUAGUUCUGUCUACUACCUGAUUAUUAUUCUUCACAUGGCUCACAAGGUAAAAAUCUGUCGUUCUGCCCCUGAGCAAGGCAGUUAACCCACUGCUCCCCGGGCGCCGAUGACGUGGAUGUCGAUUAAGGCAGCCCCCCGCACCUCUCUGAUUCAGAGGGGUUGGGUUAAAUGCAGAAGACACAUUUCAGUUGAAUGCAUUCAGUUGUACAACUGACUAGGUAUCCCUUUCCUUUCUGUCCUUUCCCUGCAAUGUGACCUCUGCUUAACAGUACAAUGGCUAAAAGUGCUCUCAUUUUAUUUUCCCCUCACUCUCUCUCUCUCGCUCUCGCUCUCACUCUCUCUCGCUCUCUCUCUGUCUCUCUCUGUCUCUCUCUGUCUGUCUGUCAUGUUUGUCUGUCAUGUUUGUCUGUCAUGUCUGUCUGUCUGUCUGUCUGUCUGUCUGUCUGUCUGGUCUCUCUCUCUCUCCCUACUCUCCCUCUGUCUUUCUCUCUAACAGAGUUUGCCAAACUCACUCAGACCCUAUGGACGUCAGUCAGCAGCGAGGCCAUCAGUCCCUCAGACUUCAAGACCCAGAUCCAGAGAUACGCGCCCAAAUUUGUGGGAUACAAGUAAGUCUAUUCAGAAAAGGGCUGUGGUCUGAUCUAGUAAUUCAAUUUCUAUGGUCAUAAGUGUGCUGUGAGAAAGUGAGUUCAUUUAGUGUCAUCAUACUCUCCCACCCCCCUCUUUUUCUCUGUCUCUCUCUCUGUCUCUCUCUCUCUCUCUCUCUCUCUGUAAUGCAUUAAUGUAGACAUCUUUUAUAUUAAUUUCUCAUUUUGUGGCUGAGUGGUUGAAAUAACGAGCUUUUGAAAGUAAACAUCUCUCUUUCUCUCUCUCUCCCCCAUCUCUCUGUCUCUCUCUGUCUCUCCUCCAGUCAGCAGGAUGCUCAGGAGUUCCUGCAUUUCCUAUUGGACGGCCUCCACAACGAAGUCAACAGGGUCACAGUGCGGCCCAGGCUCCCGUCCGAGGACAUUGACCACCUGCCGUAAGUCUCACCUGCCGUAGCACCAACCCAGGAGCAUGUUAGUUAGUUUGAACCGUUUUGAAACAGAAAACGACAAUUAGCAUUUCUUAGUCCGUUUCUUCUGUUUGGUGCCUCAAGAACACGAACCUGACAUGUUCUCCUAGGAUUAGACAUGCCUAGACAUGCCUCAUAAUAUUCAGGCUGUUAACUGCCUUUGUAAUGAGUCAUGGUUUAUAGUUUUUUUUUUUUUACCAAGACUGGGUGCCUCAGAUUAAACUCCCCUGGGAUCUUAAAUAGAGAGGAGUGUGUCUGUUGUAGAGGACACCUUGUUUGACUGUAAACUGAAAUGGGAUCUGUGUUUGUCUCCUCCACAGUGACAAUGAGAAAGGGAAGAGAAUGUGGAACAAAUACCUAGAGAGAGAGGACAGCAAAGUGGUUGGUAAGUGACUGAGAACAAGUGUGUAUAUUACAAGUUUGAUGUUCAUUGUGUGUAAUAGUGUAUCUGUUUCGCUGUAUAGAUCUGUUUGUGGGCCAGCUGAAGAGCUCUCUGACCUGCAGUGAGUGUGGCUACUGCUCCACUGUGUUCGAUCCAUUCUGGGACUUGUCACUACCCAUCGCUAAGGUCAGUGUACACACUUGCGCAUGCACACUCACACACAUGCACGCAGGCAGGUAGGCAGGCAGGCACGGACACACACACACACACACACACACACACACACACACACACAGUGAAAGCUGUGUCUGACUGAGGGUGUUUGUGUCCACAGAAAGGUUCAGGGGAGGUGAGUCUGACAGACUGCAUGCGACUCUUCACUAAAGAAGACGUACUGGAUGGAGAUGAGAAACCGGUAAGGGACUAUUGCUAUUGCUGUUGGUGUCUGUGUCUGUUAUUUGAGUAUUUGGUAUUAAAAAUAAUUUUUCUGUGUAUUUGAGUAUUUUCAAAUGCACAGUCCAAAACAAGUGCUUUUAUUUGAGUAUUUGAAUGGUUAUUUGUAAAAACCAAAUAGUCAACCAAAUUGUAUUUAAGAGGAUUUUCAAGUACCUAUUUCAAAUACUAUUUUCCAAUACCUGGGUUAAACUUAUGGGAGUGUAUUUGAGUCAGUGUAUUUGAAUGUUUCAAAUUCUUUCCAAAUGAGUUUCCAAAUACAUUAAAAUGUUCCACUACGUUCUGAAUACUUACUUUGAAUGUAUGUGAAAGUAAUUGAGAUAUUGGAGAUAUUAUUUGAACCCAGGAAGUAGUAAUGUCUGUCAGUGUGAGUUUCCACAUGUAAUGACCAAACCCUCUCUCCCUUUCCUCCUCCAGACAUGCCACAGGUGUAAAGCCAGGCGGAAAUGCACUAAGAAGUUCACCAUCCAGAAGUUCCCUCAAAUCCUUGUGCUUCGUAUCCUUUCUACUACUUCAUAUUAGUGUCCCCAUCAUUGGUUCCCCCAACAAUUAAGUUACUUCCAAUCUAGUAGUACUAGUAGUUGUAAUAGUAGUAGUUGUAGUAGUAAUAGUUGUAAUAGUAAUAGUUGUAGUAUUAGUUGUAGUAAUAGUUGUAGUAGUAGUAGUAGUAGUAGUAGUAGUAGUAGUUGUAGUUGUAGUAGUAGUAGUUGUAGUAGUAUAACUUUAUAGUAGUAGAAGAGUAGCAAUAACACUAUAACCAGAUACAUAGCUAGAAUGAACUGUCAUUUUCAAGGAACUUUGGAGCCAAAGUCGUUGAAAUGUUAUAUAUUUCAAACAGAGUGUAUUAAAAGUCUAUGGUUCUGGCAUCUGGGGUUAACCUACAGUUGAAGUCGGAAGUUAACAUACACUUAGGUUGGAGUCAUUAAAACUCGUUUUUCAACCACUCCACAAAUUUCUUGUUAACAAACUAUAGUUUUGGCAAGUCGGUUAGGACAUCUACUUUGUGCAUGACACAAGUAAUUUUUCCACCAAUUGUUUACAGACAGAUUAUUUCACUUAUAAUUCACUGUAUCACAAUUCCAGUGGGUCAGAAGUUGACUGUGUCUUUAAACAGCUUGGAAAAUUCCAGAAAAUGAUGUCAUGGCUUUAGAAGCUUCUGAUAGGCUAAUUGACAUCAUUUGAAUCAAUUGGAGGUAUACCUGGGGAUGUAUUUCAAGGCCUACCUUCAAAUUCAGUGCCUCUUUGCUUGACAUCAUGGGAAAAUCAAAAGAAAUCAGCCAAGACCUCAGAAAAAGAAUUGUAGACAUCCACAAGUCUGGUUCAUCCUUGGGAGCAAUUUCCAAACGCCUGAAGGUACCACGUUCAUCUGUACGAACAAUAGUACACAAGUAUAAACACCAUGGGACCACGCAGCCAUCAUACCGCUCAGGAAGGAGACGCGUUCUGUCUCCUAGAGAUGAACGUACUUUGGUGCGAAAAGUGCAAAUCAAUCCCAGAACAACAGCAAAGGACCUUGUGAAGAUGCUGGAGGAAACAGGUACAAAAGUAUCUAUAUCCACAGUAAAACAAGUCCUAUAUCGACAUAACCUGAAAGGCCACUCAGCAAGGAAGAAGCCACUGCUCCAAAACCGCCAUAAAAAAAGCCAGACUACGGUUUGCAACUGCACAUGGGGACAAAGAUCGUACUUUUUGGAGAAAUGUCCUCUGGUCUGAUGAAACAAAAAUAUAACUGUGGAAGGCUUGCAAGCCGAAGAACACCAUCCCAACCGUGAAGCACGGGGGUGGCAGCAUCAUGCUGUGGGGGUGCUUUGCUGCAGGAUGGACUGGUGCACUUCACAAAAUAGAUGGCAUCAUGAGGAAGGAAAAUGUUGUGGAUAUAUUGAAGCAACAUCUCAAGACAUCAGUCAGGAAGUUAAAGCUUGGUCGCAAAUGGGUCUUCCAAAUGGACAAUGACUCCAAGCAUACUUCCAAAGUUGUGGGAAAAUGGCUUAAGGACAACAAAGUCAAGGUAUUGGAGUGGCCAUCACAAAGCCCUGACCUCAAUCCUAUAGAACAUUUGUGGGCAGAACUGAAAAAGCGUGUGCGAGCAAGGAUGCCUACAAACCUGACUCAGUUACACCAGCUCUGUCAGGAGGAAUGGGCCAAAAUUCACCCAAUUUAUUGUGGGAAGCUUGUGGAAGGCUACCCGAAACGUUUGACCCAAGUUAAACAAUUUAAAGGCAAUGCUACCAAAUACUAAUUGAGUGUAUGUAAACUUCUGACCCACUGGGAAUGUGAUGAAAGAAAUAAAAGCUGAAAUAUAUUAUUCUCUCUACUAUUAUUCUGACAUUUCACAUUCUUAAAAUAAAGUGGUGAUCCUAACUGACCUAAAACAGGGAAUUUUUACUAGGAUUAAAUGUAAGGAAUUGUGAAAAACUGAGUUUAAAUGUAUUUGGCUGAGGUGUAUGUAAACUUCCGACUUCAACUGUAUGUAGCCAGCUGCCCUAUGAAAGCCAGGUAUAGAAUUGCAUAAUAGCAAUGCUACAAUGCUAUCAAUAUCUAUCAAUAUGGGACUAUGGUAUCAAUAGCUAUGCUACUAUGAUACCAAUAUGUAAGCUACUAUGCUAUCAGUAGCUAUACUGCUAUGCUAUCAAUAGCCAUCUAUGCCACUAUGCUUUCAUUAGCUAUAUGCUUCAGCUGUCCAUGUGCUUAUCCUUGACCGAGCCCCUCUCUCAGACCUCAAGCGCUUCUCAGAGAACCGUGUUCGAAACAGUAAGCUCUCCACCUACGUCAACUUUCCCCUCAAAGAGCUGGACAUGAGAGAAUUUGGCUCUGAGAGCAGUAAGUAGUACUCACACACACACUCAACAAACUCCAUAGAUAGCACUCUGUCUCCCGCUACUUUGAUAUUGUAUUGUUUUUCUUUUUAGAAGUACUUUUAGGGCCAUUUCUAGAGAGUCUUGUGUAGAUAAGACGUUUAUUGACUGGCCUGAUAUACAGUUGAAGUCGGAAGUUUACCUACACUUAGGUUGGAGUCAUUAAAACUUGUUUUUCAACCACUCCACACAUUUCUUGUUAACAAACUAUAGUUUUGGCAAGUCGUUUAGGACAUCUACUUUGUGCAUGACACAAGUAAUUUUUCCGACAAUUGUUUACAGACAGAUUAUUUCACUUAUAAUUCACUGUAUCACAAUUCCAGUGGGCCAGAAGUUUACAUACACUAAAUUGACUGUGCCUUUAAACAGCUUGGAAAAUUCCAGAAAAUGAUGUCAUGACUUUAGAAGCUUCUGAUAGGCUAAUUGACAUAAUUUCAGUUAAUUGGAGGUGUACCUGUGGAUGUAUUUCAAGGGCUACCUUCAAACUCAGUGCCUCUUUGCUUGACAUCAUGGGAAAAACAAAAGAAAUCAGCCAAGACCUCAGAAAAAGAAUUGUAGACCUCCACAAGUCUGGUUCAUCCUUGGGAGCAAUUUCCAAAUGCCUGAAGGUACCACGUUCAUCUGUACAAACAAUAGUACGCAAGUAUAAACACCAUGGGACCACGCAGCCGUCAUACCGCUCAGGAAGGAGACGCGUUCUGUCUCCUAGAGAUGAACGUACUUUGGUGCGAAAAGUGCAAAUAAAUCCCAGAACAACAGCAAAGGACCUUGUGAAGAUGCUGGAGGAAACAGGUACAAAAGUAUCUAUAUCCACAGUAAAACAAGUCCUAUAUCGACAUAACCUGAAAGGCCGCUCAGCAAGGAAGAAGCCACUGCUCCAAUACCGCCAUAAAAAAGCCAGACUACGUUUUGCAACUGCACAUGGGGACAAAGAUCAUACUUUUUGGAGAAAUGUCAUCUGGUCUGAUUAAACAAAAAUAGAACUGUUUGGCCAUAAUGACCAUCGUUGUUUGGAGGAAAAAGGGGGUUGCUUGCAAGCCGAAGAACACCAUCCCAACCGUGAAGCACAGGGGUGGCAGCAUCAUGCUGUGGGGGUGCUUUGCUGUAGGAGGGACUGGUGCACUUCACAAAAUAGAUGGCAUCAUGAGGAAGGAAAAUGUUGUGGAUAUAUUGAAGCAACAUCUCAAGACAUCAGUCAGGAAGUUAAAGCUUGGUCGCAAAUGGGUCUUCCAAAUGGACAAUGACUCCAAGCAUACUUCCAAAGUUGUGGGAAAAUGGCUUAAGGACAACAAAGUCAAGGUAUUGGAGUGGCCAUCACAAAGCCCUGACCUCAACCCUGUAGAAAAUGUGUGGGCAGAACUGAAAAAGCGUGUGCGAGCAAGGAGGCCUACAAACCUGACUCAGUUACACCAGCUCUGUCAGGAGGAAUGGGCCAAAAUUCACCCAACGUAUUGUGGGAAGCUUGUGGAAGGCUACCCGAAACGUUUGACCCAAAUUAAACAAUUUAAAGGCAAUGCUACCAAAUACUAAUUGAGUGUAUGUAAACUUCUGACCCACUGGGAAUGUGAUGAAAGAAAUAAAAGCUGAAAUAUAUUAUUCUCUCUACUAUUAUUCUGACAUUUCACAUUCUUAAAAUAAAGUGGUGAUCCUAACUGACCUAAGACAGGGAAUUUUUACUAGGAUUAAAUGUCAGGAAUUGUGAAAAACUGAGUUUAAAUGUAUUUGGCUAAGGUGUAUGUAAACUUCCGACUUCAACUGUAAGUACUGGCUAGACUGACUGGAUCAUCUGGCUUCAUUGAACUCAGGACAUACGCACACAACCACACACACUCACGCAUACACACACACCCAGUUGAACUGACUUGCUUUGUGUACAGUCUAUAGAUAACCCAUCCUCUUCAUAAAUCAGGCUUAAAACAGACAUUGUUUUUCAAUGAUGUUAGGGGACUGUUGAAACUGAAUGAAGGCCUUAGUGAUGUCAAUGACAUAACACUAAUCUCUCUCUCUCUCUCUGUCUCUCUGUCUAUCUCUGUCUAUCUCUCUCUCUCUCUCUCUCUCUAUCUCUCUCUCUCUCUCUCUCUAUCUCUCUCUCUCUCUCUCUCUCUCUCUCUCUCUCUCUCUCUCUCUCUCUGUGUCUCUCUCUGUCUCUCUCUCUGUGUAGUGAAUGCAGUGUAUAAUCUCUAUGCGGUGUCCAACCACUCUGGGAACACGCUGGGUGGCCACUACACAGCUUACUGCAGGAACCCAACCCUGGGGGAGUGGUACAGCUACAAUGACUCCAGGUAUGUGAUGAUGCCAUGAUGUCCCCUCCACCCCAUAUACAUUGUCAUAAUAAAAAUUUUACGUCAUUUAGCAGACGCUCUUAUCUUGGAGUACAGUUUGCUACUAUAUCAGAGUCAAGGCUCUGUGUUCUGUUUGUUCCUUUUCUGUUUGUUAAUGUCUGUGUGUGUAUCACGCUACACUGAGUGUACAAAACAUUAGGAACACCUUCCUGAUAUUGAGUUGGACUCCUUUUUGCCCUCAGAACAGCCUCAAUUCGCAAGGUGUCAAAAGCGUUCCACAGGGAUGCUGGCCCAUGUUGACUUCAAUGCUUCCCACAGUUGUGUCAAGUUGGCUGGAUGUCCUUUGGGUGGUGGACCAUUCUUGAUACACACAGGAAACUGUUGAGUGUGAAAAACCCAGCAGCAUUGCAGUUCUUGACACACAAACCAGUGUGCCUGGCACCUACUACCAUACCCCGUUCAAAGGCACUUAAAUAUUUGUCUUGCCCGUUCACUCUCUGAAUGGCACAGAUACACAAUCCAUGUCUCAAGGCUUUAAAAUCCUUCUUUCACCUGUCUCUUCCCCUUCAUCUACACUGAUUGAAGUGGAUUUAACAGGUGACAUCAAUAAGGGAUCAUAGCUUUCACCUUGAUUCACCUGGUCAGUCUAUGUCAUGGAAAGAGCAGGUGUUCCUAAUGUUUGGUAGACUCUGUGUAUAUUUCUAUAUAUGUGUGUGGGUGUGUCUGUAUGCUCUAAUUAACACACUUCUUCUCUGUGUCCUUACAGGGUGAGCCCCAUGUCGUCCAGCCAGGUCCGCAGCAGUGACGCCUACGUGCUCUUCUACGAGCUGGCCUCCUCCUCUCAUUCACGCCUGUGA